CUCAACUUGAGACUCUCGAGUGGAGUCUCCUUACGAGAACUUUUGAGAAGAGUUUGUUGCACGAAUUUGAGUCCAGCUGCUGCUCUAUCUCUCCCAGUGUAAACAUUGCUCACUUGCAAUUUCAGUUGCUGCAAAUUAAUUCUUAAUUCUUAAUUAUUUAAACUAACUGUGAAAUUAAUUAAUUAUUGUCCCCACAAAUAAUUCAACAUGUCAAACCAAUUCUGCCUCGUCUGUUUACAAAAUCUCGCCAAGGGGGGCGACGAUGAUAAGAAGGAGGAGGAAGACUCCACCAUCCGAAAAAUACCAAUUUUGACCCUGUUCCAGUCUUUAGGACGAGGUCGGAGUAAAUCUUCUUAUCAAGAUGAAUUUGCAGAGGAGGAGACGUGUAAAUUGUGCCCAAAUUGCUACCCUGUUCUAAGUGAAGUGGAAGAAAUUAGGAAUCAAAUCGUCCUCUUGGAGGAACAAGUUGUGAGGAAAAUUGGUCAAGUUCGUGACACAAUUUCAAUUUCUGCGUCUUUAAAACGUGGCGAUGAUGGGGACGAAAAAGUGAAGAGAAUAAGGAAAAUUAUACUCCAGGUCUUGGAUUCAUUACAAUCUGGGGAUGACGAGCAAGACUCCGCCUUUUCCAUUACUCCAAGUCUUCAGAAGAAGCAAAGGGGGAGACCUAAAUCUACUAAAAAUACGGCAUCACGUAAACAUGUUAAACGACCAAGAGAAAGCUCAUCACCCACAGUGGAAGCUUCAGAACUAGAGUCCCGAACCCCAAUUUACACCAAGAGAUCCUCCCCUCGUCUUAAAACCCGCAGAGAACAAAACAGUCUCCACUCCUCCGAAAAUGAAGAUGACAACCUCCUCUACCAACCCCCCUGGUGCUUCUCCUGCCGACGUACCUUCCUCACUGAAUCCAACCUAAAUCGCCACAACAUUCGCUACCACCUUGUUCCUUGCCCCGUACCGUCCUGCAACACCCAUUUUCGUACCAAGGAGGCCAGACACGCUCAUUUAAAAUUAGCCCAUGAAGACUUUCACCCUCACCAAUGCCAAAUCUGCGCCAUACAGUGUAAAAACCUACAUGGUCUCGCAAUCCACUUGGGCACCCGUCACCAAACUGACGAAAAAAAUUACCCUGCGACAAAUGCGACAUCAGUUAUUGGCUCGGCCAACAUCUCGAGGACCAUUUGGAGGAACAUGAAGUCGAAGCGAUUAAACCAAUCCUUUGCGACAGGUGCGAUUCCAGAUUUGAAAACCAACAGAAAUUUGAGGAACAUAUCAAAAAGAAGCGUUGAUACUUGCAGGAAACGUUUUGAAGACGGGACACCUUCGCUCCUACCCUAGCUAAAAGCCUGAAAAAUGUCCCCACUGCAAAGUCGCCUUUGCCGAUAAGAUAACACUUACUCGCCACAUUGCCAAAUCCCAACGCUCCCGCACGGUACAUCUGCCACACUUUCGGAAUGGGAUCUCCGCGUCGUCUUAAUACUAUAAUUAUGGUACGGGAAUUAAAAUUAGAGACAAUUUUGCCCUUUUCCAAAAUCCGUAAGUGGCCGACCUCGCAAUGCCUAAUAACAUUGAAAAUUCAAAUUUGAAUUACUUUUUCAUUUUACAACCGAUUUCAAAAAUCUC
Folsomia candida is the source of this 1620-nucleotide messenger RNA. RefSeq names its product E3 ubiquitin-protein ligase ZFP91. The transcript has 5 exons. The coding region runs from base 208 to 1335 and encodes 375 amino acids. The record is from RefSeq and is a predicted model, not a curated record. Lineage: Eukaryota; Metazoa; Arthropoda; Collembola; Entomobryomorpha; Isotomidae.